AUGUCCCAAGGAGAAGCAGCAGGACGUGGCACUGCCAAGCCCCAGGACCAGGGAUGGGCAUGGAUGGUCCUGCUGGCCGCAGUGGUGCUGCAGGGGCUGACGCUGGGCUUCCCCCCCUGCAUUGGGAUCUUCUUCACGGACCUCCAGCACGAGUUCCAGGCCAGCAACAGCGAGACAUCGUGGUUCCCGUCCAUCAUGGUGGCCGUGCUGCACGGAGGGGGGCCCCUGUGCAGCAUCCUGGUGAAGCGGUUUGGCUGCAGGUUCGUGGUGAUGCUGGGAGGGCUGCUCAGCGGGCUGGGAAUGGUGUCCAGUUCCUUCUGCAAGUCCAUCAGCCAGCUGUACCUCACAGCUGGCCUCAUCACUGGUCUGGGAUCAUGUUUCAGCUUCCAGGCAGGAGUGACUGUGCUGGGCUAUUACUUUGUGCGGUGGCGAACGCUGGCCAAUGCCGUGGCCUCCACCGGGGUCUCCCUCGGCUUCACGCUGUGGCCGCUGCUGUCUCAAUACUUGCUGGAUGAGAUGGGCUGGAGAAACACCUUCCUCAUCUUUGGAGGAAUACUGCUGAACGGCUGUGUUUGUGGAGCCAUCAUGAGACCCAUUCAGCUGGCAUCAGGGUCACUUCCGCAGUCUGCCAAGCCCGAAGAGGAGCCAGGGAGCAGAGCAGAAGAGACACAGCUGUCCAAUGGAGCAUCUCCUCACCACCCCACACUCCAGCAGCACACCAAAAGGACAAAAUGCUUCCAGAUGCUGCAGAAGUACCUGGCUUUUGACAUCUUCUGUCAAAACAAAGGUUACCAGAUUUACACUAUUGGAGUAACCUGGAUGAUGAUGGGGUUUGCCUUACCCCAUGUCUACCUUGUGCCUUAUGCCAUCCACAACGGGGUGGAGGAGCGCAAGGCAGCCCUCCUCAUCUCCGUCAUCGGGCUCAUCAACAUCUUCAUCCGCCCUUUCACAGGGCUGCUCUCGGGACACAGAGUCUUCACGGGAAGGCGCAUCUACCUGUUCAGCCUGGCCGUGCUCCUCUGCGGGCUCAGCAACUUCAUCUGUGUCAUCUCAGCUGAGUUCAGCGUGCUCAUCCUCUACUGCGUCAUCCUCAGCAUAGCCAUGAGCGGCGUCGGGGCGCUCACCUUCCAGGUGCUGAUGGAUGUGGUGGAGAUGGACCGGUUCUCCAGUGCUCUAGGGCUCUUCACCAUCCUAGAGAGCACCACCCUCCUCAUCGGGGCCCCGCUCACAGGUUUCCUGGUAGACAUAACCAGUGAUUUCCACUACGUCUUCUACACCUCCAGCUUCUUCCUGAUAUCAGCUGCAUUAUUUAUGGGGCUCAGUUUCUGUGCUCUGGAAAAAAAAAACAAAUUGAGAGAGGCUUCCAAAGCACAUUUGGACAAUCCCUCCAGAUAUCAGUACAGUGAAAUGUCAACAGAACCAAAGGCUGUAAGUCAAUCCCCUCCAGCAGUUGAGUACAUCACGAGCAUAUGA
Molecule: messenger RNA, 1473 nt
Organism: Melospiza georgiana
Lineage: Eukaryota; Metazoa; Chordata; Aves; Passeriformes; Passerellidae
Gene: SLC16A5
Product: solute carrier family 16 member 5
Exons: 4
Coding region: 1-1473 (490 amino acids)
Biological process (GO): transmembrane transport; monocarboxylic acid transport
Molecular function (GO): monocarboxylic acid transmembrane transporter activity
Source: RefSeq, a predicted model, not a curated record